Messenger RNA from Solanum verrucosum, 575 nucleotides. RefSeq names its product calvin cycle protein CP12-3, chloroplastic. Bases 111 to 479 code for a protein of 122 amino acids. Gene Ontology annotation, cellular component: chloroplast. Lineage: Eukaryota; Viridiplantae; Streptophyta; Magnoliopsida; Solanales; Solanaceae. The transcript has a single exon. The record is from RefSeq and is a predicted model, not a curated record. Gene Ontology annotation, biological process: negative regulation of reductive pentose-phosphate cycle.
GACAUUGUUGUUAUAAUUUCACAAGAAAUCUGCACAUUUUUUUUUCACCAGAAAUCAACAGACCUUAAAUUUGAUCCCAAAAACCUCAUCUCAUUUCCAACUUAAUUGUGAUGGCGCUGUACUUGAAGCAGGCAUCAAUAUUCCCAAUCCAUGUUGCUAGUGUAACUGGAUCCACGAGGAAAGGAGUGCAAAAGGUGAUGAUGAGUGGAUCAGGAUCAGCAGGAGUACCAAAGUAUAAGGGGACGCAGAUGAGAGAGAAACAGCUGACGGAAAUGAUAGAGAAGAAAGUGAAGGAAGCUAAGGAGGUGUGCGGUGAAGACGCCAGGUCGGACGAGUGCAAGGUGGCAUGGGAUGAGGUGGAAGAAGUAAGCCAGGCUAAGGCCCAUCUGCGUAUCAAGCUUCAGCUCAAUCAAGAUCCCCUUGAACCUUACUGUCAAGAUAACCCUGACGCCGACGAGUGCCGCACCUAUGACCAUUAAUUAAUUAUUAUUCGGAUUUCACUGUUGUUGUACUUCUACUCCUCUACUGUAUUUCUCUCCAAUUUAGUAUGAUUAAAGUUAAUUACUAGUACAAAA